GGGCAACUCUAUAACACCCUCUGUCCCAGAGAGACGCAAUAUCUACUGAAAGAACCCAACCCUCCUCCAAGACCUGAAGGCAGGAGAGGUUCUGAACACACACCGGUGAUUACAGAAGUCUCAUCCGGGAGGCCGGUGCCUGCAAUGACUACUAUGUCAGCCAAACAGGCGGAAUCCCUGGGCAUCUGCUCCAGUUACCAGGCAGUCAUGCCGCACUUCAGCGGCGCCACCGAGGAGUUCCCUCAGCCCAUCCAAGCCCGGCCGCUGAAGGGCAAAGGCAAGCUGAGGAGACCGAGACAGAGCAGGUUCAAGACCCAACCGGUCACCUUCGAUGAGAUUCAGGAGGUGGAGGAGGAAGGAGCGUCGCCCAGCGAGGAGGAGAAAGCCAGGAAGUCUUUCUUGCAGUCUCUGGAGUCCCUGAGGAGAAGCUCCCACACCACGAGCUUCCAGAAGGACAAACUCAACAGCUGCAAGUUAAGACACAGCUUGGACUCCAGCGACUCGGACUCGGCAUUAUGACUGGCCGAGGGCCGUCCCUCUGACCCCUGAGACGUCCAAAGGGUUAAUGGCC
Messenger RNA from Spea bombifrons (plains spadefoot toad), 571 nucleotides. RefSeq lists its product as uncharacterized. The coding region runs from base 145 to 519 and encodes 124 amino acids. The transcript has a single exon. Lineage: Eukaryota; Metazoa; Chordata; Amphibia; Anura; Pelobatidae. The record is from RefSeq and is a predicted model, not a curated record.